This is a messenger RNA of Scomber scombrus (Atlantic mackerel), 4648 nucleotides long. It is a transcript of the gene vps54, whose product is annotated as VPS54 subunit of GARP complex. Gene Ontology annotation, biological process: retrograde transport, endosome to Golgi; Golgi to vacuole transport. The record is from RefSeq and is a predicted model, not a curated record. Lineage: Eukaryota; Metazoa; Chordata; Actinopteri; Scombriformes; Scombridae. The coding region runs from base 183 to 3107 and encodes 974 amino acids. The transcript has 24 exons. Gene Ontology annotation, cellular component: GARP complex. Gene Ontology annotation, molecular function: syntaxin binding.
CCCUGUCAGCUGCCCCGCCUCCUCCUGCGGUGACGGUCAGUGUACCGAGUCUAUCUGCUGCCGUGUACGCUGCUGUCUUCCUCCCGGUUCCUCCGCUGUUUUUCUGUGAUGGUGAAGAGGAGAAACAACGGCCGCUGCGCUUCACACGACAGCUAGCCUCGUGGGAGGCUCCUCCCGAUGUCAUGGCGUCCAGCCACAGCUCCUCCCCAGUGCCUCGUCCCAGCGGUCGAGGCCGAGCUGGGAUUUAUCACAAGGAGCGAGACGCCUCCCCGAAUCGCUGCCGGCCGGUUCGCUCGCUGCCCGACGUUUGCCCCAAAGAGCCGACCGGUGAGGGUCGGGCUCUGUGUGACGGACCGUCGGUGGUUGCGGAGCACGACAGAUGGACGGUCUUCAGCUCUAAGGUGAAUCUUCCCGCCGCGCUCAACGACCCGCGACUCGCCAAACGGGAAUCUGACUUUUUCACCAAAACAUGGGGGCUGGACUUCGCAGAGACGGAGGUGAUGCCCUCGUUCUACCUCCCCAACAUCACCAGGGAACACUUCGGGCCGUACCUGCAGGAGAUGGCUCAGAGGGAAAGAAUUCAUGAACGCUGUAAGACGAUCUGUCCCAACAAAGACGACGUGGACGCCGUUUCCAGUAUCACCACCAACCACGAUAAAUCCAGAGCUGAGCUGGAACAAGUCCCGAAGAUCUUCAUGAAGCCUGAGUUUGCUCUGGAGGAUCCGGCUACGUUCAACGCUGUGCUUCCCUGGUCGCACUUCAACAGCGCCGGAGGGAAGAGCAGCAGAGACGUGGCUUCGUCCAAACUGCUGCAGGAGAAGCUGAGUCACUACCUGGACGUGGUGGAGGUGAGCAUCGCUCGGCAGAUCUCUCUUCGCUCCGAGGCGUUUUUUCACGCCAUGUCGUCUCAGCACGAGCUGCAGGACCGUCUGCAGGAGACGCAGCGAGCCGUGUCCGUGCUGCGCGGCCGCACUGCCGCCAUCGACCGGGUCAUGUGCCAGGGGCCUCUGAGGGCCCUCCGCACCGCCCUGACGCGCAACAACUGCGUGAAGCUGCACAACAAGCUGAAGCUGAUGGCGGCGGUGCAUCAGACGCAGCCGACGGUGCAGCUGCUGCUCUCCACCUCCGAGUUCGUAGGAGCGCUAGAACUCAUCGCUACGACCAAGGAGGUGCUGCAGCAGGAGCUGCAGGGGAUCCACAGCUUCAGACAUCUGGGCUCUCAGCUGUGUGAGCUGGAGAAGCUGAUCGAUAAGAUGAUGGUUGAAGACUUCAGCAUGUACGCUCGCAGCGACCUGAACCGCAGCCUGAAGGACGAGCCGCAGGUCCUCGAGAAGGUUCACAACGCUGUCUCACUGAAGGAGCGUCUGGCCUCGCUGGUGUUCGGCCUGCUGCGGCAGAGGAAGCUGGACUUUCUGGAUAUUUACAGCGAUGAGAUGAUCAUGGCCGCCAAACUGAUCGUCUCUCAGUGUGUGGCAGAAAAUGUUUUGCACAUAGAAGAAAUCGACACUGAAGUCGUCACUAAGCUAGCCGACCAGAUGCGUCUGAUGACUUUCCCUCAGUGGUUCCAGCUGCUGACGAGCGUCUUCGAGAGUUUCCUUCUGUUCCUGCAGAGGAUCAAGGCGACUCUGAACGUGAUCAAGAACGUGGUUCUGGAGAUUCAGGACUCGAACCAGAAGAUGCGUCUGCUGGAGGAAGCCGCUUCAGAGCCUGCAGGUCAGGAGUCCUGUCAGAGUCUGCAGCUGCUGCAGGGGGAGGCGGAGCUGGCCUACCUCACCCACGAGGGUCUGUUCAUCAGCGACGCUCUGAGCGAAGCCCAGCAGCAGCAGGUCCAGGAUCAGAGCUCUGCAGCAGGAACCAGGACCCAGCAGAACCGAACAGAACCAGAGUCUACAAGCAGGGAGCAAAACUUCAUGUCGGCUGAGAACAUGAUGCCUUCUGAUCAGGAGCUGAACCGGGUGCUGAACAACAUCCAGGAGCUGCUGUUCACCGCCUCCGACGUUAGCCACGACCGCUGCGUCAAAGUGCUCACAGCCAGAGCCAAGGACGGCUCUCUGGAGCGUCUGAGCUCGGCGGAGUUUGUGUGUCUCUCGCAGGCGGUGGACGGUUUCAUCAGGGACACGGAGGAGCUGUGCGGCCGGCGCAGCGUCUCCCUGAGGGGGGCGCUGCAGAGCCAAGCCAACCGCUUCGUCCAUCGCUUCCACGAAGAGCGCAAAACCAAACUCAGUCUUCUACUGGAUAACGAGCGCUGGAAGCAGGCCGAGGUUCCUGCUGAGUUUCAGGAUCUGGUGAACUCCAUCGCUGACGGCAGGAUAACACUACCAGAGCGCAAAACUACAGGUCCAGACGACAAGAAGCCGGCCGAGUUCCUGCUUGUUAACGGGCAGAAAUACGCCGUCGUCGGGACGGUUCUGCUGCUGAUCCGGAUCUUCCUGGAAUACUGUCAGUGUGUGAGCGACAUCCCAGCCAUCGCCACCGACAUGCUCACGCGUCUGUCGGACCUCCUCAAGCACUUCAACUCUCGGAGCUGCCAGCUGGUUCUGGGAGCCGGAGCUCUGCAGGUCGUCGGCCUGAAGACCAUCACCACCAAAAACCUUGCGUUAGCGUCGCGCUGCCUGCAGCUGGUGGUUCUCUACAUUCCCGUCAUCAGAGCUCAUUUUGAGACCAAACUGCAGCCGAAACAGUUCAGCGUCCUCAGGCACUUCGACCACAUCACCAAGGACUACAACGAUCACAUAUCAGAGAUCUCAGCUAAACUGGUCGCCAUCAUGGACAGUCUGUUCGAGAAGGUUUUAUCAAAGUACGAGGUGAAAGCUCCGAUGCCGUCGGCCUGCUUCAGAAACGUCUGUAAGCAGAUGGCGAAGAUGCACGAAGCCAUCAACGAACUUUUACCUGAAGACCAGACUCAGAGGUUGUUUCUGAGGAUCAACGCCAGCUUUAAAAUGCAUCUGAAGCGGCAGCUGGCUCGACUCGGCGUGGUCAACGACGGAGGACCGCAGAACGGGUUGGUGGUCGUGGACGUUGCGUUCUACACGGAGAACGUUCAGGUGCUGAAGAGCCUCGAGCGGCUCGAACUCAACAUGGCCGAAAUCUGGGAGCAGAAGAGGUGAUGGAGGACGGCGUCGGGACGUCCGGGACCGACCCAACGACCCGCCUGCUGACGCUGGGUUGGUGGAGUUGGAGAGGGGGGGGGAGGGGGGUGGCGCCGAACCGAACCGAACUCGGGGCUGCCGGCGGCUGCAGAGGCCCAAUGGAGGGACCAAAAAAUAUAUUAAAAAACUACGAGGAGGAGACGAAGAUGCAGCAGCAGCCCGGCGAGGAGCUUCCUGAACAGCUCCACCUUAAAAACAAACUAUCAAGUAACACACAGAGCCUCCUUAAAAAAAACUGCUGCCACCUCAUCUCACUGUGUGCAAUUCAAACAGGAACACUAAAGUAAAUUAUUAGACAGUUUUAGAGGGAGCGCAGGCUGUAGAUAAUGUUAAAGAGAAUGGCGGGGUAAUUUAUUUUUCUGUCGUCGUGGAAACAUUCGACUCUGAUGGCGAAGGGACGAAGAUUUUUAUCAACGCGCACGGCAGCCGAAGUUUUUUCUGUCUCUUGAUUUCUUUGGAUUCAGGGUUUCAUCGGGAGAGAGGGGGAUAUAAAAUAAAAGGAGAUUUAUUUUUUUUUCCUCUUUCCUGCUCUGAAAGAAUCAACCGGGGUUUUGUUUUCUUGGUGUUUUUUUUUCCCCCCCAAAAAAGAUCGGAUUCACAUCGGCUGGUUUUCGGUUUGCUAACGAAACCGAAAUAUUUUUUUUUAUAUACUUAACACAGGAUUUAUUUUCCGCACUACUCCUCGGAAGGAAAAUGUGUAAUCGAAGAGUUAAUUUUCCUCUAUUUUUUUUUCUUCUUUUUUAAAAUAAAACAAAUCCAGACUGUGAAAAGCGUCACAACUUCCUGUCAUUACCAAAGUAAAACACUUUCUAAAUUCGGGGGGGGGGGGGGAAUCAAAAACGGGCAAUAUUUAACAGUCCAAUCAUGCAUCUGGUUUAUUUUUUCUUCAGUCGUCAUGGUGAUCCAAGUGGUGAUGAAGAAGAAGUGGAUUUUUUUCUUUUCUUUUUUUAAUUAUUUUAUAUAAAUGUAGUAAAUUGAUGAGAGCAUGAAGAUGAGCUGUUGAUAACUGGACCUUCUUUCUCCCUUCUUACUGUAGUUUUAAUCUGCAUGAACAGAACCGGAGCGCUUUGAUUUUCCUCAGAGGCCGAAACUACAGAAAGGAACAGAAAAUCAGAAAUGUGUUUUAUUAUUUUUUAUUAUUUUUUUAAUUGUUCCUUCUUUAUUUUUUUUAUGUGGGCUACAGAGAUGGUGACAUUUAACUUUCAGACGCAGUUUGUUCAAACUAUAAAGUAUAAAAGUUCUUCUCUGACAUGAAGCAGGAGUCGUCUCUGCUUUACAGUCGCUUUUAAAUAAGUUAAAAAUAAAUUAUAAAAAAAGUUGAUUUAUUUGUUUGAGUUCAGGCAGUUUUUUGGUCUCAGGUGAUCAAACCACACGACGCGGACCAAACUGAUACCAAACCAACGUUAGACGGCACGUCGUCCUGCUGUCAGGUGCUUUUUUCCUCACCGUUAUUCCACAAUUUGUUCUAAUUCCUUCAAAACUAAACACAAUAAGCAAAA